Messenger RNA from Pomacea canaliculata, 5607 nucleotides. Its product is annotated as homeobox protein Dlx6a-like. NCBI's taxonomy places the organism in Eukaryota, Metazoa, Mollusca, Gastropoda, Architaenioglossa, Ampullariidae. Gene Ontology annotation, biological process: regulation of transcription by RNA polymerase II. Gene Ontology annotation, molecular function: DNA-binding transcription factor activity, RNA polymerase II-specific; RNA polymerase II cis-regulatory region sequence-specific DNA binding. The record is from RefSeq and is a predicted model, not a curated record.
AUAUCUCGCAAUUCUCUGGCCCUACGAAAGACUGUGUACUCUUACAGAUUAAUAUCAGAAAGAAGGAAGAAAAUUGUAACUUCUUAACGAGGGAAGGAAUCCUUUGGUGAGUAGCUGUCGCUGUCAUAAGUUCGUGUGUGUCAAUGGAGAACAAUGUCUAUGUUUACAAUAUUAUAUAGACAAUGUCUGUGUUUACAUUGUUUCUGAAAGUGUUUUGUGAUGUAUAUAUGUGUCGGGGUGGUUGGGGGCUUCCAUUUGUGUACAGUAAUGUGCGUGUGUGUGUGUGUGAAAGUUUUAAAUGAACAAACGUAGAAUAAAUUUACGGCAGACGACAGUUCUCUGUCCUCUUGUCAACUAGCACUAUCCACAUCCAGAUCCAGCUUUUCACACAAACAGAAAAAAAAAAAAAAAGAAAGAAAGAAAGAAAGAAAAAAAAGAAAAGAAAGAAAUUUCGAGACGAAUUCGAUUUCAGUCAGCGUCUGCGUCUGCUAGAAAGGCAACUCCUGAGUGCUCCAUGCAUGUCAAAACCUCUCCCAGCCGCUCGCACCCGAUAGUCGCCGUCUACCGGUUGGAGGAUGAGGAUCCGAAAGCCGAUCAGUCAGUUGUCAGUGUUUUCAGAAGCAGCAGCGAGCUGUCUCCGCCUGCAACAACACAGCACGUUUUUGAGCGGUUGCCACGUCCCAAGAACCUCGGUCCACAGAGGGUCAAAAUCUAAGGACGGCAACCCUACAGAGCCAUUUGCGGCGCCCGUCGCCUGAGCUAGCGACGUGUCGUCGUCGUCGUCUGCCGCGUGCCAUAGUCGACGGCACUUUUGACCUGUCGUCUGCUUCCUCGCCGGUGUCUUCUUCUCUUCACCAUCCGUUGUCGUCGAGAACUGGGACAAACUAUCCACCUGCUCUCUUCUCCUCGUCUGAUCACGGGUGGUUCGUCCACCCGGUCGCGCUCGCCUGACCAAGCACAGCGCGCGACACUCGUUGGGUAGCCAUGGACGGGCUGGAGCAAGAGAUGGUCGGCAAGUCGGCCUUCAUGGAGCUGCAGCAACAACAGAUCCCACCCGGCAUGGCGCACCCGGCCUACCCGUCCAUUCGGGCAGGGUAUCCGACGCAGCAUCACCAGCACGAAAGUGUGUUUUCUGCUCCCCAACACGGCAGGGGCCACCUUGGCUACCCGUUUGCUGCGAUGAAUUCCAUGGGCCCACCCGGAUAUAAUGCCCUCCCACAUUUUCCUAUGUCGCCGUACCAGACUCCAUCGCCACCAAGAGAUGACAAAAGUCAAGUGGAGGAGCAGCUUAGAAUCAAUGGCAAGGGGAAAAAGAUGCGAAAACCGCGGACCAUAUACUCCAGUCUCCAACUCCAGCAGCUGAACAGACGCUUCCAGAGGACGCAGUACCUGGCUCUUCCCGAGCGCGCGGAGCUGGCGGCGUCCCUCGGACUCACCCAGACCCAGGUUAAGAUAUGGUUUCAAAACCGUCGCUCCAAGUACAAGAAAAUAAUGAAGCAAGGCGGCACCCCACCCGGAAGCGUCGGUCAGCCAGGACCCGGGGGCCAGCCCUCCAACCCUCCACUUCCUCCCAACUCUCCGACCCUGCAGCACACGCCACCACAGCACCAGGGGCCCCCAGCUCCGCCCCCUCCAAACCAGCAGCAACAGCCGGGACAGUCACCCCAGGGAGACAUGCACCCCCAACAGCCGGGCACUCCCCACCAGCAACAUCAGCCGUCCGUGUGCCCUCCGCCGGGCUCCAGCGCCGGAAAUCACGUCAGCCAGUCCAGCGGCUCCAUGAUGCCGGUGUCGUCGUCCUCCCUGAGUCCGCAGCCGGCGUGCACGUGGUCCGACAUGCACGUGCAGCAGAACGCUGCGGCUGUCAACUCCUACAUGUCUCACUACUCCUGGUACACACAGGGCUCCAUGCCCACCAGCAGUCGCUGCUGACGUAAUCUCACUUCCGGUGUCCUGAGACUUUUUUUUGGGUAUCAAUCCAUGAGAAACGGACCGACACUGCGAUGUACAGAUAAAUAUAUAUAAGUAAUAAAUUUAAGUAUAAAUAGAAAUGUCAUACACAAGGACUUUUUGCAUCGCAACAAGUUUCUCGGACAAAAAGAGUCUUCUCGCACUGUCGCGCACGCGCGAGAGUUUGUGACGUCAACGGCCGGCGAUGUAAGUAUCGCCACCUACCCAUACUUGGCUUCAGACUGGACACGUCCAUUCCACUGAAAUUUCAGAAGAAUUUUAUUCGGUUAUGUCCGACUGGAUGGUACCAUCGACACAGUCAUUGCCUUGUGAGCAAGGAAGGUUAGGAAGCCCUAGGGACCUGAAGAAAAACUGUUUUUGCUGCGAACUAACCUCAGACGGGUGACAAGUGGAGUGCUGACGCAUCUGUGGGUUUUUCCGUUCUUGGACCCCAUUUGAACUUACCUUGCCAGGGCUUGGCAAGUUUUCAAGACUGCUUGUGGACAUAUUAUGUCACUCUUUAUUAUUAAUAAAUAAAACUCAUUAUGGUCCUGUAUAGGACCUACUGUCCGUUGUCCUUCCCACCUAUCUGUAAUGUCCAACCAAAGCUGAUUAUGGAAGAUUAUUCAUAUUUUCUGACGGACAUAGGUUCACAGUCCCCGACCGCCAGACAAGUCUCCAUUUCCCCCGACAACCCCACAACCACCAUUUCCAAGUCACUGACAGUUACGGAAUCAGUAACAUUUUUGUUUAUUCCAAAAAGAAGGUGAACAAGUGAGGAUGACAUUUGGUAAUGACCUCAUGUCAUUUCUGCUUACUGUGUAAGAACAAGUAACUUGACAUCACAGAGUUCGCUAAUAUUAUAUGUCAAAGUUCAAACCGUUGGUCAUAAUAUACGUAACAUUUUCUGAUUAAAGUAGGAUAGGGGAGAAGUUAACCUGCACAACUAUACUGUUUGAAAAGACAAGAGAAGUCCAUGACCACACUUCUCAGACAUCAAAGGGAAGUAGUGGUUCGUUACCUGAGUUUGAGGGUUGGGGUGGGGAGUCUCCUGUCUUUAUCUACCUUGCCCGUUCUUUCCUCCCAAACCUACUGGUUUUGUAGCCAAUGGUAAUAAAUUGUUCAUUCUUUAAAGACUAGGGAAAGGGGCGAACAUUAUUUUAAUGACUGGAUAAAAUCGUAUCAAAUCAUUCCCAAGUUCUCCUAUUGGCUGAGGCCUUUCAAAGCAAGGAGUAUACUCUAACCUACAGUCCUGAUGUCUUUCUUAGCAUGGGGAUGUUUGAAAACGUGUAAUUUGAGAAUGGAAAGAAGAUCUAUCAUCUAGAUAUAAGGAAAUAACAUCUCGUAUUGAGCUUUACCCUUUCAUUUAAAAAAAAAAGUGUACCCUAAUUAGCUUUAAGUUUACUUCCUACAAAAAAAAAUCGCGACUUUAGCCAAUCAAAAAGUGAAGAGAAAUAAAGAAGUUAAAUAACGGGUGGAAAUAUGUCAGCCAACACCUUCGCUUCAAAGAACAGAAAACAGAGCCCAGAGCCGUUAAAACCGUUACAUUCAUGACCCGAUUUCUCGAAGUUUCGACCUAGGCCUGGGUAAUGGACAGGGAUUUUAGGUCAUGUGACUUCCUUUCUUUCCCCCUCCCCGUCAAGUCGGGUGACCCUCGACCUUUCGCUACUGUUUGUCAAUACUCAUUGUAAAAUUAUUGAAAUGAAAGAAGGCAUGUGUUUGUGUGUGUGUGAAGGUGGUGGGUGCGAGUGUUUGUAUCGUGUGUUCAUGCAUUCAGAGAUGCGAUGUGUUUUCUGUCAGAGAAAUGCCUGCGUUAGUAAAAUUCAGGCUCGUGCAUUUUCAUUGUCCUGCAUGCUGUUCCCCUUGUUCACUCUCUGCUAAUUAGUUUGCAUUUUCAAAUUACUGUAUGUUGCUCAAUAAUGUCUAGCAAAUUUUUUUCUUGGAAUUUUUGCUGUUGAUGGAAGUUUAUGUUAGCAUCUCUUCUAUUCCAAGUGUGCUAAACCUGGAAGUUUGCAAAAAGCCUGGCGGGUUCACAAUAAACCUUGUGAUUUUACAAUUACAAUUAAUUUACAUUCCGUGGGGCAGAACACUGGUGACUAGCAUCUGAAAACAAAGGCUUUGUACAAAAUGUGGAGAGAGAAAGCUGCAAAGAAAAACAUUUUAAUAAUGUUUGCCGGAAAGUUUGAGAAGCUCGAAUUUGUUCGUUGCCUUCUGGAACUUAUUUUCAUGACCUGCUGUUAACUUUUAUUUAUUAUUAUUCAAUAGAGAAAAACAACUUAAAACUGACCUACCUUUCCUUCCUGGGACAUCGUCAGCUUAAUUGGUUGAUUGCUUAUUUUCAUUAUGUGUUUAUCAGGUAAUAGUUGGGGAGGUUUUUUUUUAUUUUUGUUUGUUUUGCUUCUGUUUUAGCUUUCAUUGCAAGAUUCUGAGCAGGUUCUGUUGGGGUUGAUCCUUUUUUUGGGUUUAAUCAAGGCCGGAAGUCUAGUUAAAACUAGAGUGGUCAGGUGGUCUACUGUUUGAGUUGGAUCCACGGUUUGUCCAUUCAUCUGCUCAGAGUGUAAACAGUCAUCUGUGGUAGGACUGCUUGAUAAUCUGCUUGCUCAAUCAGCCAAAUGUUCUUCAGGGGCAAUUUUUUUUUCUUCUUCUUCUUCAUGUCACACUUUUUCUUCAACUCAUGCUGGUCCUUUCGACUGGAAUCUCAAUUUGCGUCAACGUGCAUGCAGCAGCGCCCUCUCCAGGCCAUCCCCAUCUGGUUCUGCCCGCGGCGUGUUUACACAAGGUUCGCGCUAUUGAUCAAGAACAGAGCGUUUCAAGACGAGGGAAAUCGAACAACCAGUGUUGGCAGUGCAAGUGAAAUGAAGCGUGACAGGUCCCAGGUGUGUCAAGGUGGAAACACUAGGCGGCGCCCACCUGUACAUUCUUUCCAGUCAGAAAGCUCACGCCUGAGAGAUUUUUUUAAUAAAAAAACCUUAGCCAAAAAAAAAGAAAUCAAGUUCACCCGCGCUGCUCUUCUCUCAGAUCGAUAUAUUUAUGUUUAGAAUUUUUCUUCAGACCUGCUAAUUGUUUUAGUAAUUUUUUUUUCAUCAUAACGAUUGCUUUAGACCUGUUUUCACAGGUCAAUGAAUCGCUUCGCGUCGGCUGUCAAAGGAACUUUUUUGAUUGGAUUGAAUUUGACAAAUAGUUUUAGUUCGAGCUUUUUUUUUUUUUUUUUUUUUUGAACAGUUUUUUUUGAAACUGGUUAAUUAAUCAUUAAACCCCCUCAUGAGAUGGUGAUGGAUCAUGUAGCCGACCUGACCAUAUAAAGAUAUUCCCUGGUGUGUAAAAUAUUCUCGAAUGGUAAGCUGGGUGCAAUAAUUCCUAAACGGCUCAUCCUCAUAGAAAUCUUGAGACACAAACUUUAUAUAUGUAUAACUGAAAUGUCUUUGAUUAUAUACCAAACAGAUGUUUCAGUUCUGGUUUCUGCGUAGCUCUGUGUCCGGCAUUUUGGCUUGAAACUUUCAUGUUGAUGUCCCGGAGAAUGUAGAAGAUGUGAGUCUGUGACGCCUUGUGUAAGCUCGCUCUUUGUGUUGUUUCCAGAGGCGUGUGCAACAAUGUAAAUAGAAAACUGUUGUGUUCAUAUUCUUCAAGUGAACAAAGAAAAAAAAUUGGUGAAAUCAA